This is a messenger RNA of Hippocampus comes (tiger tail seahorse), 3401 nucleotides long. RefSeq names its product NBR1 autophagy cargo receptor b (gene nbr1b). Gene Ontology annotation, biological process: macroautophagy. Gene Ontology annotation, cellular component: phagophore assembly site. The record is from RefSeq and is a predicted model, not a curated record. Gene Ontology annotation, molecular function: ubiquitin binding. Lineage: Eukaryota; Metazoa; Chordata; Actinopteri; Syngnathiformes; Syngnathidae. The transcript has 23 exons. The coding region runs from base 140 to 3208 and encodes 1022 amino acids.
UGCUGAUGUAAACACAACAUACGCCUCAUCCUCUUCCUGGAUCCAACUGGCGAGAUUAACCCCAAUCGCCCUUGUCUUGCCCGAGAAAACGCUCGUGGCUUUCAAAUAUAUUAUGUAUUAAUGCGGAAAGAGUGACACAAUGGACUUCUGCAUUAACGUCAAAGUAAAUUUCAGGGGAAAUUCCAGGAAUUUCCUCCUGUCGGGAUCCGAGACCAAGAGCUGGGACUCGAUGGAGGCCAUGGUUAAGCGUUCCUUUAGCUUGUGCAGCCUUCAACUGACCUAUUUCGACGAGGAGAACGAAGAGGUUUCUAUUAACAGCCAAGUAGAGUACGAAGAGGCACUCAAGAGUGCAGCAAGGCAGGGAAAUCGACUGCACAUGAAUGUUUAUGAGACCCGUGGUCAACCAGCAAGGAUCUCCACUGGCAAGGCUGGCGCAGAGCCAAAGCGGGGCUUCAGACCCCCUCAACACUGUCCCACUCUUGCCCAGGUGGUCAGUCGCAAGGUUCAGGUGGCAGUGCCAGAACAGGGCAUGGUGAUUAUGAAAGAAGUGAAAGGGACAAAAGAAGAAGAUAAGACUCCCCCAGCUUGGUUCACCUCUUACAUGGAGAAAUUCAAGGAUCAGGUGGUCCGUGAGGCUGUGGAGAAAAUCUGCAGGGAGUUUUCUGGACAGUGCUGCAUCCACAAGCCUCUGAGUGGAGUAGGGGGAAGUAGAGGGGAUGCAAUUGCCGGAGCUGCCGUGGUGCCUGAGGUUUCUUCUUCUGCCCUGCCCGGAGCUCCGUCCUCUUCCACUCUUCCCUGCUCCUCCUGCAGGGGACAGACCACAGGGGGAGGCUACCAAUGCAGCGUGUGUACAUCCUGUACUCUGUGUGAGCCUUGCAGUUUCUCUCAUGAUCCUAGUCACAAUUUGGUGAGGGCCAGAACUCCACUCUCAAUACCAGAGCAUGGAUCGCCUGCCCCUGACCAUAGCAGGUUCUACAGGCGAGGUGACCGAAGCUUCCGGAAGGCUGAGAAACAGCGUCUGAAAGCAGAAAAGCGCCUUUUGAAGGCUGAAGUGAAAGAGAUUCGGAAACAGUUAAGAAUGGAGAGGCGCGGCAUCCAAUGGAGCUCCUCCCAGAGAGAUGGAAGUUCUUCUCCUGUACUUCUUCAGCCUCGAGCCACUCAGCACAACAGCCCUGAGCGACCAAAGCGCCCCUGCCCUCUUAUGGUUCCAUCCAUGACAGCGACAUUUCUAGAUGAGAACCUUCCUGAUGGGACUCGUCUACGUCCUGGAACCAAGUUCAUCAAGUACUGGAAGAUGAGAAACACAGGAACAAUGAGUUGGAGCUCUGAUACUAAGCUGAAGUUCAUGUGGGGAAACCUGGCAGUGGGAUCCGGGGAUCGUUGGAGAGAAGUAUCUGUUCCUUUCCUCCAGCCUGGACAGGUUGGUAUUGUGAGUGUAGCGUUAUGUGCGCCGUCUGUGGAGGGUUCCUACACCUCCCACUGGCGUCUUGCCCAUGCUGGAGAGCAAUUUGGACCCAGGGUUUGGUGCAGCAUUGUGGUUGACAAUCUGGCCCCUGCCCCCAUGAUGGCCGACGGGAUACUCGUUUCUCCGUGUGUCACACCACAGCAGGGUAAAAACCCAUUGCAAAAGGAUGGAAAAGCAUGUGCAGCCUCUCGAAAGCAGCCUCCUCUUUUAGUAGACAGCGGGGAAGAAUACUACAUCCCCUCCGUGGACCUACUCACUGCGCAGGAUCUUCUGUCUUUUGAGUUGCUGGACAUCAACAUUGUUCAAGAGUUGGAGAGUGUCCCGAAUAACACCCCAGCUGACAUGACUCCCUGCAUCUCCCCUCUUCCUCAAGAUGGCCACCUACAGGACAAAAGUAGCCCUUCUUUGGGACUGAUUCAAGAAGAGAAUGAAAUCAUCAAUAGCAUCAUGGAUGUAUCUCAUGGUGUGGGUUCUGGUGCUGAGGAUAGUGGCGUACCAGCACAAGAGGAGGGGGAGGAGGAUAUCAGUGGCACUCAGUUUGUCUGUGAAACUGUGAUUCGCUCAUUGACCUUGGAGGAGGCCCCUGACCACACGCCGAUGAGAGCAUCCUGCUCCGGAGCAGUGGUGCGUCCGGCAGCUCAGAUUGGCUCCUGUGUGAAAAGUAAAGCUGUGAAACCUGAGAAAAUCUUGGAUGGUUGCCACAAUCCCUUGAAACUACCAGCUAUUCUGAAGUCUUCCUUACCAGCACCUGUGAAAGCCUCCAUAUCAGCUUCUCUUUCGAUGGUCCCAGCUCAGGUGGCUGGCCCCAGCUCAGUACCAAUAACGCUACCCUUGAUGCCCUCCACACGACAGGAGUCCACCACCAUAGGUGAAGGCGAGGGUCCGCACAAUGACUGCGCGGAUGGGCAGUCUCAACGAAGGGAAAGUGAGAAAGAACCAGAGGUACAAGUAGGAUUGAAGAAGAAAGAGGGGACAAGGAGUCGCUCUUCUUCAACCUCGUCAGAGGAAUACAUCAUCAUCCUUCCUGACUGUUUUGACACCAGUCGGCCACUGGGGGAGUCCAUGUACAGCUCUGCACUGUCUCAACCUGGUGACAUCUCAGCCAGUACCUCCGCAGAUCCUGAAAUCCUUACCUGUGAGCACCCAGGUGCUAACUCCGAGCAAGAUGGCAAGGCACAUAACAUCACAGCCACUCUGGGGACAGGAUCAUUGGGCAACAGCAGUGCUAACGACAUGCUUUGCACAUCUCAGACACUAGAUGAUGAGCCAUUGACACCUGAGGUGGUGGCACCACCUACAGCCAUACUUACAUCAAGUCCAGAGAGUAUUGGAGAAUCAGCAGAAGAAAAUGUUCGAGCUGGGGAGGACACAGAGCGCUCGGACCUGUACAAAACGGAGGAUGUUGCUGAAAAGAAUCAGACAGAAGGAUCAGAAGCCACUGCAGACACCGAGGUAGACUGCUCUGAGAAUCCCAGGCAUCCAGGUGUCACCACUGACCUGGUUAAAGGCGCGCUGUCAGUUGCUGCUUCUGCCUACAAAGCUUUGUUUACAGGACAAGGCCCGACACAGCCUCCAGUAGACGAGUCCACACAAGAGACCAUGAUGGCCGUGCUUGUUGAGAUGGGAUUUGGGGACAGACCACUCAACCAGCGUCUGCUGAAGAAACAUAACUACAACCUGCUCGACGUCGUCAAUGAGCUCGUUCAGUUGACCGACAAUGACUGGUACUCUACACGUUACUGACCAGCGAGAGCAUUUUGGAACGAUGACAAACAUGAGGAUAAUAGAACAGGAAGCAGAGAUCAAAAAAGUGGGGGUGUGGGUAGAAGAUAAAAUGGCAUAUCUUUGUAUCAUUUAAAAAGACUUUCCGGUCACGGAAUAGCGGACUCGAACCUUGUUACGCCACAGAAUGGUUUCUCCCAAGACUCAUGCACAA